AUGGAAAACAAGGAGAAAAAAAGAGAGAAAGAAGAAUUUUACUGCGAAGAGGUGGAGAAACAAAAGGACAUUCUGUUUGCACCACAUAAGGACGUGAAUACCAACCAGAGGAAAAUCCAAUGUUGGAAAAACAUUUGUUCCUUAAUAAACAGCAUCGGUAUCCAGGAGAGGACAUCCGCUGGGAUUAUUAAAAAAUGGAGAGAUAUUUCAUCUCAAACUAAAAAGAAGGAGGCCCAGUACAGAAGGGAACUUGUGAGAACCGGCGGUGGACCUGCUCCUGCUCCGGCCAACUCCUCAGACAUCAGUCAGAAGGUUGUUGCAAUAAUAGGCAAAACAUCAGUAGAAGGUGUAGAAGGUGUAGAAGGCGGGUUUGAUACGGAUGAUGUUAAUGAGGUCGAUCUCUUUAAAGUGGAGGAUGUAUGGCUCUCCCCUCCGAUGGAAUCUACAUCCGAGCGAGCUGACGUCCCAACACAACUUCAAUCCCCAGGUCUAUCUUCUGGUGAGCAAGCCGCCACCCCAACACUUCCAGAGGCUCCAGAUCACGAGAAGCAGCUUCAACCAACCAAAACGUAUGGCAGCUUUAAACGGAAGAGGUCGGUGGAAGACAUUUAUGACCUUCAAUGCCAGGUUCUGGAACAGGAGCUGGAGAAAAACAAGCUGGAGAUAGAGAAAGCUCGACUCCAGAUUAAACUCUUAAAGUCAUUACAGGAAAGGGUUGCAGCUGGGGGACAAAGUGAUCAUUUGAUGGAGUUGUUCUCCACCUUGAGUCGCUGAGUGAGAGAGCAAGAGAGAGAGAAUGUUUUAAUACUAGUAUUUAAUAUUACUGAG
Saccostrea echinata is the source of this 828-nucleotide messenger RNA. RefSeq lists its product as uncharacterized. The transcript is spliced from 6 exons. The record is from RefSeq and is a predicted model, not a curated record. Gene Ontology annotation, cellular component: nucleus. Bases 1 to 774 code for a protein of 257 amino acids. Lineage: Eukaryota; Metazoa; Mollusca; Bivalvia; Ostreida; Ostreidae.